UUGUCAUGUGGUCGGCGCCUACUCCGACUGGGAGUGCAGCUAUGUCAGCUUCCAGAAGACAGCAAAAAUGUCCUUCCCCAGCAACUCUGCUGCUGCAAACCCCUUCUUAGUGGACGCAUACCUCGGCGCCUGCAGGACGGACGACAUGUACGCGUCGCCCGCGUGUCAUGACUACGCCAUGCAAACCUGUGGACUCGUGCCACCUUCGGCCAAAGGCGGGGAGCUCGGCCAGCACGGCGCGGCCGCCAGCGUCCCCUCGUAUUUCGCCCGGCAGUGGGCCGAACCGGGAAGAGCGUGCAGAGCAGAGGCGCCCGUGAGUCCAAAUUCUAUAUACGCGCAGCAGAGUAUCAAGGAGGAGGGCGACUGCUGCAUGUUCUCCGAGAAACGGGCGCAAAAAGGAAAUCGGCGGCAGGCGGACGUCCACGCGUACUCGCCAGUUGUGGCCGAACCUGAGCGAGCCGACGCCCCCGAGGUUCCAGUUCCGGGGUAUUUCAGACUCAGUCAAACGUACGCGUGCGACGGGAGGGGGCGGCGGGAGGAGGAUUGCGGCCGUCGGCCGAGCCCGACGCUGAUGCAGCUGGACCGGGUCGCCCCGCAACUGCAGCCCCUAACGAAGGAGCCCCCGCCGCGCAUCCCCGUGGCCGCCGGGAGCCCGGAUCCCUGCCCGUCCAGCGCGGAGGAAGAAGACGACGACGACGAUGAACAGCAGGAGGAGGUGGAGGAGGAGGAGGAGGAGAAGACACAGUCCAGUCUGGUGCCACGGGACCCAGGGAAAGGGCAAAAAAACAACCCCCAGACCGGCAGCUGGCUGACGGCCAGGAGCGGCCGAAAGAAGCGUUCGCCCUACACCAAGCACCAGACCUUGGAACUGGAGAAAGAGUUCCUGUACAACAUGUACCUAACCCGAGAACGGCGAAUGGAAAUCAGCAGGAGUGUUAACCUGAGCGACAGGCAGGUCAAGAUUUGGUUCCAGAACCGCAGGAUGAAGCUCAAGAAGAUGAACCGGGAAUGUCGAGUGCGGGAACUGAACUCUAAUCUCGCUUUCUCCUGAACUCUGACCUGUAAUUCCCUGUACUGUAUUAGUAUUGAUCAACAAUGUUAGCAUUAAUAUCUUUUUUGUGUUCACUUUGUUGUGGUAUUGAACUUUUCUUGAUGUUUUUUUUUUUUUUGUUAGUUUUUGGGUCUUAAAUUAUUGGACACUCACUGGUCACUUGAAAAGAAUCACCUCCCUGUAUAGUGUCAUGCAGUGUUUCACAGGCAGACACACACACACACACAUACACACACACGCACGCACACACACACACACACACACACACACACACAACACACACACACACACACACACACACACACGACGUUAGAAAAUAAUCUCCCAAACCACGAUGCACAAAAAAAUAGACGCUGCACCUUCCGCCAUCUAGUGGAAGAGAAUGUCAAUGUUCUGCCACUAGCAUUGAUAGAUAAACAAAUCUACUGAAUUGUAAUAAUUGUUAAGGGACCAAUCGAAUAAAUUUGAAUGUUGGUGGUUGGGAAUCACCGAUCUAAUGACAUCCUGUACAAGAACUGCAUCAUUACUAUUGUCACACUGAUAUGGGUUAGCAGUAUGAUUAAUGUGUUUAUUAUUGAAGUUCUAUCCAAAUACACUGCAUGAUAGGUGUUUUGACAUGUUGCCUCUCUCGAAAGGCUCAAGGUCACCACAGUAUAACAAUUAGAAUGAUAGAAUGAAACUGUAUCCUUUAACCGACAAAAAAUAUUUAAGGACAUAUUGACCUUUCUGACGUAGCUUGUUAUGUUAUGAAACCUAUUGUGUACCAGCUACGGCGGCCAGUUUGAUGUGGGUUUUUGCAGAAAAUCUGCUUAGGUUUUUAUCUAUUUUAAGUUGUCCGUGUAUUUGAGUGCAUUGUCGUACAGUCUGUGUUGAAGUGUGAAACGUUCGUUCACCGGAAAUGUGAAUGGGUUUAAAAACAAGAUUCACGUGUGCUUAUAUGUUGCAUGUG
This is a messenger RNA of Syngnathoides biaculeatus (alligator pipefish), 2000 nucleotides long. It is a transcript of the gene hoxd10a, whose product is annotated as homeobox D10a. The transcript is spliced from 2 exons. Gene Ontology annotation, cellular component: nucleus. The record is from RefSeq and is a predicted model, not a curated record. Gene Ontology annotation, molecular function: RNA polymerase II cis-regulatory region sequence-specific DNA binding; DNA-binding transcription factor activity, RNA polymerase II-specific. Bases 68 to 1051 code for a protein of 327 amino acids. Gene Ontology annotation, biological process: regulation of transcription by RNA polymerase II. NCBI's taxonomy places the organism in Eukaryota, Metazoa, Chordata, Actinopteri, Syngnathiformes, Syngnathidae.